Dimorphilus gyrociliatus is the source of this 1465-nucleotide messenger RNA. The record is from the annotation of a GenBank genome assembly. Lineage: Eukaryota; Metazoa; Annelida; Polychaeta; Dinophilidae.
AAUGGAUGACAAAGAAAAGCCUAAAUGUUCUCGAUGUAGAAAUCAUGGUGUUGUAUCUCUUCUUAAGAGUCAUAAGCAACAUUGCAGGUUCCGAAAUUGUACCUGUCCUAAAUGUAUGUUGAUUGUGGAGAGAAGGGGAGCUCAAGCAGCUCUAAAACAGCAAAAAGCUGUUGAAGCAAAUAGGCGCCUGCAAGUCCAACCUUACAUGCAUCCUAACGCUCAUCAUCAACAACAUCAUCAACAGCAUCAUUCGCACCAUCAUUCUCACCAUCACCAUCCACAUUCACUACAACAGGUACAACAACCCCCGCCGCACCAUUCGUCUCACCAACUGCAACAUCAAAUGCAGCCCCAUCAUCAAUCUAUGCAUCAGCAACCGCCGCCUUCCAUGCAGCCUCAAAUGUCACAUCAGCAUCACAAUCCCAUGGGCGGAGGGCAAGGAAUGAUGCUUCAACAGGCCCAUAUUUCGCAGGAAAUACCACCCUUGGAUUUGGAACCAAUCGAAAUUGAACAAGAGCCUGAUUCAAACAGAAAGAGACGUCGCCCAACUUGUCAACGUUGUAAGGUUCACGACGAAGUUGCUCCUGUAAAAUCCCAUAAAUACUAUUGCAAGUACAAGUACUGCGCGUGCGAAAAGUGCGCCCUUGUAACGAAACAAAGGAAGGUUAUGGCAAAUCAAGUAUGGCUACUACGACAACAAAAAGUCGAUCAAGUUUGUAAGAAUGGUAGUAGUAAGUCGCCCAAAGACAAAAAUUCAGACGAUAUUGCUUCGCCAAUUCACAACGCCGAGAGUCCGACGACACCAGGCGUAAAUAGUCCGUCUGUACCGUUAGAGAAGAGCCCUUCUAGCGUUAUGAUGAAAAGUCCAUCGACGGCGGGUAUAAAGAGCCCGUCAAUGCCGGGAAUUAGUAGUCCCGUUUUGACCGAGUUAACAAGCCCACAAAAUAUGGGAAUGCAUAUGAUGUCAAACCCAACGGGUUUAACGUGUAAUCAGCAUCUAUCGCAAACGAAUAAUCAUCAAUCCGUUUCUAAUUACAUGGCAACCCCUUUGCCAGAUAUGAUGUCAUUUACCAGUAAUCAUCCGAUUUCGCCAUCGGAAAGUACUUCGUCUUGCUCUUCGAAUUCUUGCUCUUCUUCGAAUCCUUCUCCUAUUGCAAACGCAAUAGUAAAUCAUUUGAACGAUAUUCCGUCAUCUUUGAGACAUCUGCCAGAGAGGGGAGCAAACUCGAAUGUUAUGGGCGAUCAGUCUCAUCUCGAAGACAAAGUUGAAGCUAUUCCACCAUCAUCGUAUAGUACCAGCUAUAAUCCUUUGGCAACUGCCCCAAUAUCCCAAGGAAAGAGACCAGCACCCAGACAAGAACAGAGUAAUCAGUAUGAAUGGCAAACAUGCGCUUGCAAGGAAUGCGGAAACUUACGUCCGGAACUGUCUUCGAAAAAGUCAAGUUCCAGCAACGACGACGAAUAA